GAAAGGAAGAUGGUAGCCUUUUCAAGCAUUCUUAUUAUUUAUCUACUGACCUCCUUGUGCAGUACAGAAAAAGCAGUGUUCCUAUCUGAUGAAUCCGCCAGCAGCCUUUUGGUGAGACAAAAAAGGUACAACACAGGCCGCCUGGAAGAAUGGGUGGCUGGCAACCUUGAACGGGAAUGUCUAGAAGAAAAGUGCAACUAUGAGGAAGCAAGAGAAGUUUUUGAAAAUGAUGACAAAACUAAAGAAUUCUGGAAGCAAUAUAUAGAUGGAGAUCAAUGUUUAUCAAAUCCCUGUUUAAAUGGAGGUGUUUGCAAAGAUGAUGUUAGUGAUUAUGUGUGCUGGUGUCAGCAGGGAUACAGUGGAAAGAACUGUGAGCUAGAGCUGCCUGUAAUUUGUUCAAUUAUGAAUGGAGGAUGUGAUCACAUGUGCAGGGACGACCCUGUUAAGAAAGUGAUCUGCUCCUGCGCCAGUGGAUACAAACUAGCAGAAAAUGGCAAGACCUGUGAGGCCGCUGUGCCAUAUCCAUGUGGAAGAGUUAGCUCACCUGAAGCCCUGCCAAAGGAAGAGACUCGCUCGUUUCUGGAUUCUCUAGAGCAAAAUCUAACCAGCGCUGCUCAUCCUAAUAUCACAGAUCAAGAAAAACCCAAGGAAGACAUUGUACCUGUAACAGUUGAUCCAAAUGUCAGAAUUGUUGGAGGAACUGAAAGUCUGAAGGGAGAAUUCCCUUGGCAGGUUCACUUGGUCAAUAAAGAUAACCUGGGGUUCUGCAGUGGAUCAAUUAUAAAUGAGAAGUGGAUUGUAACUGCGGCCCACUGUUUUCUUAUAAGGGGUGAAUUCAAAGUUGUUGCAGGUGAACACAACACAGAGGUUUCUGAUGGAACUGAGCAACACCACAAAGUGACAAGAAUUAUCCUUUAUCCCGCUUAUAAUGCCACAAGAAGCAAAUACAACAAUGACAUUGCUCUCCUAGAGCUGGAAAAACCUCUGGAACUGAACGACUAUGUGAGGCCUGUGUGUAUUGGUAACAUGGAUUUCACAGAAAAAUUGCUAAAACGUAAUGCUUUCAGUAUGGUGUCUGGGUGGGGAGAUCUUGGGUAUAAAGGGAGGCCAGCAGUGAUUCUCCAGAAGUUGGCUGUGCCGUACAUUAACCAAGCUGCUUGCAAGAAAUCAAGCCGGUUUUCUAUCUACGCCAAUAUGUUCUGUGCUGGAUAUUCAGAUGAGUCUAAAGAUACAUGUCAGGGGGACAGUGGGGGACCCCAUGUUACAGAAUAUAAAAACCUUUGGUUCUUAACCGGAAUAACCAGCUGGGGAGAAAAGUGUGCGGAAAAAGAUAAAUAUGGAGUUUAUACCAGGCUCUCCAGAUUCACUGAUUGGAUACGGACUACAACAAAGAUCAGUUAAUCCUCUGACAUAGUGCUUUGUUAUUCUUGUUUUCUGUCAAUAUGCCAAAUAAGGUUAGUUUGCCAUGAAAUCAUAGUGAAUAAAUUAAUAUCUGAAAUGUCUGUAAUACAAAAAAUAAAGGAAUAAAUUUGGUCUUGA
Messenger RNA from Xenopus tropicalis (tropical clawed frog), 1539 nucleotides. It is a transcript of the gene f9, whose product is annotated as coagulation factor 9. The record is from RefSeq and is marked provisional. Gene Ontology annotation, molecular function: hydrolase activity; calcium ion binding; endopeptidase activity. Gene Ontology annotation, cellular component: extracellular region; endoplasmic reticulum lumen. Lineage: Eukaryota; Metazoa; Chordata; Amphibia; Anura; Pipidae. Gene Ontology annotation, biological process: zymogen activation; proteolysis; blood coagulation.